Messenger RNA from Brenthis ino (lesser marbled fritillary), 2562 nucleotides. The record is from the annotation of a GenBank genome assembly. NCBI's taxonomy places the organism in Eukaryota, Metazoa, Arthropoda, Insecta, Lepidoptera, Nymphalidae.
AUGUCUUUGUUCAAGAAGAAGGCGCCAAAAUAUUCUGCGCCGCCUGUGCCUCCACCACCUGCAGAGGAUGUGCAGUCUCGUCAAUCUAACGGUGUAGAUAAUAACAACGGGGCUCAAAAGUCCCAACUAGUGUUCCACUGUCAACAGGCUCAAGGUAGCCCUUUAGGACUCAUAUCCGGAUUUUCAAACAUUAAAGAACUGUAUGAAAAAAUUGCGGAAUGUUACGACUUCCCACCAGAAGAUAUUUUAUUCUGCACACUAAACACUCACAAAGUUGACAUGAAGAAAUUGCUCGGUGGUCAAAUAGGAUUAGAAGAUUUCAUAUUCGCACACAGAAAAGGUCGGCCGAAGGAAAUAGAGAUAGUAAAAACCGAGGACUCGCUCGGCUUAACGAUUACUGACAAUGGCGCAGGAUAUGCCUUCAUUAAGCGAAUAAAGGAAGGAUCGAUUGUUGCAAGAAUACCCCAUAUAGAGGUUGGCGAUCAUAUUGAACGAUUAAAUGAAGAGAAUAUGGUCGGAAAAAGGCAUUAUGAAGUGGCCAAGUUGUUAAAAGAAAUCCCAAAGGGAACUACAUUUACAAUUAGAUUAGUAGAACCAUUGAAAAAUGGAUUCGGUAGUAUCGGUCCUAAAACGGGCAGCGCUAGAUCUGGAAGAAAACAAAAUUAUGGAUCUGGCAAAGAGACUCUUAGAUUCAAAGCUAAUGGUCAAGCUACGAUAGAGAAUGAGCAUGACGAGAGGUCAAAGGCUGGUAUAGACAAAAUAAAUGCCCUACUAGAAUCAUUCAUGGGAAUAAACGAUACUGAACUAGCAACACAAAUGUGGGAUAUCGCCGACGGUAAAGCAAACUCAAUGCAACUUGCCGAGGCCAUCGAUAACAGCGACUUGCAAGAAUUCGGAUUUACGGAUGAAUUUAUAAUAGAAUUGUGGGGCGUUAUAACUGAUAAGCCGCAGCCGGUUGACCUCUCAGAACUGAAUACAUAUAUUUUUCCGAGUAAGAUGACCAUAACCACCAGCAAAAUGUUUUUAUUAAGGAUUCAAAGUUUUACAUAUCCGAAAGUUACCGGGAUUACAAGGGUACUGACGUGUGCAUCAUACAGCACCAUUGUUAAAAAUAGCAAAAUAUUCAAUGAUAUAAAUGAUGCUGUAAAAGAUAUUAAAGAUGGUUCAAAACUGUUAGUUGGAGGAUUCGGUUUAUGUGGUAUACCAGAAAAUCUUAUAAAAGCAGUAAAUACAAAAUCUGUAUCAGGGCUUACAGUUGUAUCAAAUAAUGCUGGAGUGGAAGACUUUGGACUAGGUAUUUUACUGAAGAAAAAACAAAUUAAAAGAAUGAUUUCAUCAUAUGUUGGUGAAAAUGCAGAAUUUGAGAGACAAUUCUUAAAUGGUGAACUGGAAGUGGAACUAACCCCACAAGGAACUUUAGCUGAAAGAAUAAGGGCUGGCGCUGCUGGAAUACCUGCAUUUUUCACACCAACUGGAUAUGGAACUCUAAUUCAUGAAGGUGGUUCCCCUAUUAAAUACACUAAAGAUGGAAAGAUAGACAUUGCAAGUUCCCCCCGCAAUACACAACAAUUUAACGGCCUUAACUACAUUAUGGAAGAAGCUAUAACUGGUGAUUUCGCGUUAGUUAAAGCCUGGAAAGCCGAUAGACAUGGGAAUUUAAUAUUUAGGAAAAGUGCCCGCAACUUCAAUCCAGCUAUGUGUAAAGCAGCCAGAGUUACUAUAGCCGAGGUCGAAGAAAUUGUUGACGAAAUUGACCCAGAUUUUGUCCAUGUUCCGUCAAUUUACGUCCAUAGAAUUGUAUUAGGCGACAAGUUUGAGAAGCGGAUUGAAAGAAAAACUAUAAGUAAGUCAAAGGAACAGAAAGAGAAGAAAUCAUCGGAUAAUAUGAGAGAGAGGAUUAUAAGACGGGCUGCGUUAGAGUUCAAAGAUGGGAUGCAUGCCAACCUUGGAAUUGGAAUGCCAAUGUUAGCAAGUAACUACAUACCAAAAAAUAUAAACGUUCUAUUGCAAUCUGAAAAUGGUAUUCUUGGACUUGGCCCAUUCCCUACUGAAGACGAAGUGGACGCAGAUCUUAUUAAUGCAGGAAAGGAAACCGUUACGGUACUACCAGGUGCUUCGUAUUUCUCGUCCGAUGAUAGCUUUGCGAUGAUCCGAGGGGGGCAUAUAGAUUUGACUAUAUUGGGAGCUAUGCAAGUGUCUCAAUAUGGCGAUUUAGCUAAUUGGAUGAUCCCUGGUAAAAUGGUAAAAGGGAUGGGUGGUGCAAUGGAUUUAGUAUCCGCACCAAGAACAAAAGUAGUAAUUACUAUGGAGCACGCAGCUAAAAAUGGUGCCCACAAAAUAUUACCAAAGUGUACUCUGCCACUUACUGGAAAGAAUUGUGUGGACAUGAUUAUCACUGAAAAGUGUGUAUUUGAAGUGGACAAAGAAAAAGGACUAACUCUAACUGAAUUGGCUGAUGGUGUUAAAAUUGAAGAUGUAUUAGUUAGUACUGGAUGUGAAUUUGAGGUCUCACCAAAUCUUAAGAAAAUGGGUGAUGUAACUGAAAUAGAUAACAUAAAGGAA